This is a messenger RNA of Monoraphidium neglectum, 405 nucleotides long. Its product is annotated as formyltetrahydrofolate deformylase. Bases 1 to 405 code for a protein of 134 amino acids. Gene Ontology annotation, biological process: 'de novo' IMP biosynthetic process. The transcript has 5 exons. Gene Ontology annotation, molecular function: formyltetrahydrofolate deformylase activity. Lineage: Eukaryota; Viridiplantae; Chlorophyta; Chlorophyceae; Sphaeropleales; Selenastraceae. The record is from RefSeq and is a predicted model, not a curated record.
AUGUUCAACAUCGACUUCGUCCACGUCCCCAUCGACGAGGCCAAGCACGACAGCCGCGCGGCCGCCAAGGUGGCGCAGGAAGCCGCCAUAACGCGCGCACUGGACGAGGCAGGGGCCGACCUCAUAGUGCUCGCGCGCUACAUGCAGGGCGCCCGCCCCUACCACCGCGCCCACGAGCGCGGCGUCAAGAUCAUCGGCGCCACGGCACACUACGCCACCAGCGAGCUCGACGCGGGCCCGAUCAUCGAGCAGGACAUCACGCGCAUCACGCACAGGGACACCCCCGCAGACAUGGUGCGCAAGGGGAAGGACCUGGAGCGGCUGGUCCUGGCCAGGGCGGUGCGGUGGCACCUGCAGGACCGCGUGCUCGUCCACGACAACAAGACCGUGCUGUUUGAGGACUGA